Arabidopsis arenosa is the source of this 2024-nucleotide messenger RNA. Lineage: Eukaryota; Viridiplantae; Streptophyta; Magnoliopsida; Brassicales; Brassicaceae. The record is from the annotation of a GenBank genome assembly.
UGUGUCUUUGUGAGAUGCUGAUAAGUGUUUUGUAUUGAAAUCAAGAAGACGAAGAAACCCUUUUCAGAUGCAAUGCCUAAUGGCUGAUGGAGCUUUAAUUACUUUAGAUUCCGACGAUAUUUUAGCAACAGAACAUGUUUUAGCAGUCGGUAGAGAGUUUCCUGAUGUGGAAACUUGCAGAAGAACUUUGAAAGAUUUGGCUAUCGCUCUGCAUUUUGAUCUCCGUAUAGUGAAAUCAGAUCGUAGUCGAUUCAUAGCCAAGUGCUCUAAAGAAGGUUGUCCGUGGCGUAUCCAUGCCGCUAAAUGUCCAGGUGUUCAGACAUUUACGGUUAGGACGCUUAACAGUGAGCAUACUUGUGAAGGUGUCCGUGAUCUCCAUCAUCAGCAAGCAUCCGUUGGUUGGGUUGCUAGAUCGGUAGAGGCACGGAUUAGAGAUAAUCCGCAGUAUAAACCAAAGGAGAUAUUGCAGGAUAUACGUGACGAGCAUGGGGUUGCGGUUUCUUAUAUGCAGGCUUGGCGCGGGAAAGAACGAAGUAUGGCUGCACUUCAUGGGACUUAUGAGGAAGGGUACCGGUUUCUUCCUGCGUAUUGUGAGCAGAUUAAGUUAGUCAAUCCUGGGAGUUUUGCUUCUGUUUCUGCUUCGGGACCCGAGAAUUGUUUCCAACGGUUGUUUAUUGCGUAUCGAGCAUGUAUCUCCGGGUUUUUUAGUUCUUGUAGGCCUCUUCUUGAAUUGGAUAGAGCACACCUUAAAGGGAAGUACUUGGGUGCAAUCCUCUGCGCUGCGGCUGUUGAUUCGGAUGAUGGUUUGUUUCCCUUGGCUAUCGCAAUUGUCGAUAAUGAAAGCGAUGAAAACUGGUCGUGGUUUCUCUCAGAGCUGAGGAAGCUUCUUGGGAUGAAUACCGAUAGCAUGCCGAGGCUCACGAUACUCUCUGAGAGACAGAGCGCAAUCGUGGAAGCCGUGGAAACUCAUUUCCCAACUGCUUUCCAUGGGUUUUGUCUCCGUUAUGUUAGUGAAAACUUCCGGGAUACAUUCAAGAACACAAAGCUUGUUAAUAUCUUCUGGAAUGCGGUUUACGCGCUCACAGCAGCGGAAUUCGAAACGAAAAUUAGCGAAAUGGUUGAAAUAUCGCAAGAUGUUGUUCCGUGGUUCGAACUCUACCCUCCUCAUCUCUGGGCUGUAGCAUAUUUCCAAGGCGUGCGGUAUGGACAUUUCGGAUUAGGGAUCACAGAGGUAUUAUACAAUUGGGCUCUCGAAUGCCAUGAACUCCCAAUUAUACAGAUGAUGGAACAUAUCCGGCAUCAAAUAUCGUCUUGGUUCGAUAACCGCCGUGAGUUGAGCAUGAGAUGGAACUCAAUACUCGUGCCAUCUGCAGAGAGACGUAUAACGGAAGCAGUUGCGGAUGCACGGUGUUACCAAGUUUUACGAGCAAACGAGGUCGAGUUUGAGAUUGUGUCGACAGAGAGAACCAACAUAGUGGAUAUACGGACACGGGUAUGCUCAUGUCGUCGCUGGCAGAUCUACGGAUUGCCUUGUGCUCACGCGGCUGCAGCGCUGAUCUCGUGCGGUCGGAAUGUGCAUCUGUUUGCAGAACCGUGUUUCACAGUAUCAAGCUAUCAGCAGACGUAUUCACAGAUGAUUGGGGAGAUUCCGGAUAGAAGCUUGUGGAAGGAUGAAGGAGAAGAGGUUGGAGGAGUUGGGAGCUUGAGGAUACGACCACCAAAAACGAGGAGACCACCAGGUAGACCGAAGAAGAAAGUGGUUCGGGUUGAGAAUUUGAAGAGACCAAAGAGGAUCGUGCAAUGUGGAAGAUGUCAUUUACUUGGACAUUCUCAGAAGAAAUGCACACAGCCUAUUUGAUGAUAGACGGGUUCUUACAGUACUUUGUGUUUUCUUUUACCUUUCUUGUUUUGAUGUAACUUGUAAUGUUUAAAUUGCACUGUUUUUUGUAGAGACUUGUCUUCAAUGGAAAAAAUAGAUGAUGGGCUUAACUUAACCGGGCUUUGAAUAAAUUGAUCUGGUUCUU